CUAAUGAUAAAAACAAGUAAAAGUUAUCGUCCCAUAGGUAACUUUGAUCUUAAAAGAAGAAUGUUCAAGCAGAUGUAUCUAAUUGAUUCACAAAAAAAGGAGUAAUUAUCAAGAAAUGCCAAUGGAGUAAGAUUUGAGUUCUAUUUCGAGGCAGUUAUAAUUAAAACAUUAUUGGGUGGAUCCAUGGAGUAUUUCUCUAUGCAAUAAAUGACCUAGUAAAACAAAACCUCUCUAAAACCCUACGCUCUGCGUUCACAAACGGGGCACAUCCAUGGCUUCCUCCGACUCCACUUCUGAAGGUUCAUCCAAAGUGCUGGCAACGUACCCCAACAAUUUAACAAACAAUAAUCAGUUCUUCGUUUGGAGAGAGUUCGUAUGGGGGGCAAUUGCAGGAGCCUUUGGGGAAGGAAUGAUGCACCCGAUUGAUACAAUCAAAACUCGCAUCCAAAGCCAGGCCAUUCUUACUGGAUCUCGGAAUCAGAAAAGUGUGUUACAGAUGAUCCGAACUGUGUGGACUACAGAUAGUUUGGCCGGAUUUUAUAGAGGACUAACACCAGGGAUCACUGGAUCUUUAGCAACUGGGGCUACUUAUUUUGGGGUCAUAGAGUCCACAAAAAAGUGGAUUGAACAUUCUCAUCCUAAUCUCGGUGGCCACUGGGCACAUUUCAUUGCUGGAGCUAUAGGUGAUACUCUAGGUUCAUUUGUAUAUGUCCCGUGUGAGGUGAUAAAGCAACGCAUGCAGGUCCAAGGCACAAGAAAGCACUGGACUUCUGUUGUGUUGAAGGAUGGGGCCCAUAUGAAACAUGGGAUGAACACAUAUGGUUAUUAUUCAGGAAUGUUUCAAGCUGGCUGCUCUAUUUGGAAGGAGCAGGGGCCAAAGGGUUUAUAUGCGGGAUACUGGUCUACACUUGCUAGGGAUGUCCCAUUUGCUGGUUUGAUGGUUACUUUCUAUGAGGCCUUCAAAAACAUGACAGUAUAUGGGAAACAAAAAUUGUUUCCCAAUUCAGAUGUUCAACUGAAUAGCUCUGUGGAGGGGCUUUUUUUGGGAGGACUAGCUGGGGGUCUAAGUGCAUAUCUAACCACACCCUUCGAUGUUGUAAAAACAAGAUUACAAGUACAGGGGAAAGCAAUAAGGUAUAGUGGUUGGUCUGACGCAGUUCAUAAGAUAUGGGUGACUGAAGGCUUGAGGGGGAUGUUCAGAGGCAGCAUCCCUAGAAUUACAUGGUACAUCCCAGCAUCAGCUCUCACCUUCAUGGCUGUAGAGUUGCUGAGAGAGACGUUCAACAAAAAAGAUUCUUCCAGCAAACUGGCGGGAAGUUCUAGUAGCGUAUCAGUCGACAAAAAAGAUUCUUCAUUACAAGAGGUCUAGUAAAGCAUUCUCACUCCCUCAUUAGAAAGACGUUGCAGUCACACUACCAUCUGAUCCUAUUAAUCCGAUGGUGUGUAGUUUUUUGUUAAAGAUUGACUGCUAACAUCUUAUGCUAAUGCAUUAUCAACCUUGCUAGAUGUAAACCCAAAAUUUGCACCAUACAAAUAUAACUUGUCUGUUUCACAAAGAAUACAACUCAUCUGAGACACAGAUGAGUUAUGUCCGU
Cuscuta campestris is the source of this 1595-nucleotide messenger RNA. Lineage: Eukaryota; Viridiplantae; Streptophyta; Magnoliopsida; Solanales; Convolvulaceae. The record is from the annotation of a GenBank genome assembly.